CUCCCGCCCUUCCCUCCCUCCCAUGUUCUAUUUCUAAUAAACGGCGGGGUCCACAGGUAAAAAGGCAGGCAAGCACGACGGACAGAUUGAAGGCUAUAAUUAUCCUUCAACAAGAAGCAACCCCCAAUUUCCCAUUAAGCAUUUCGUGUUAAAUCAGCUACUUGUUUACUUGUUUAACUACUGAAGAACCUUCAAUGGAUCAAGAGAUGGAUGAUGUCAUGUUUUGGCUGCCGACGGAGUUCCUGAACGACGACGACGUGCUUGUGGACUUCAAGUCCGGAAGAAACAAAGGUACGUCAACUAUGUAUGGGCCAGACUCCGAUCUCAGUUCUCCGGUGGAGUCUGUAAUGGGUUCAACGGAGACCGAGAGUGACGAAGAAGAUUAUCUCAACGAACUGUCUCGAAAGCUGGCUCAGUCCACUCUUGAAGAUAAUUACUGGAAAACGGAAAACAGUUCCGGUCUGGAAAGUCACCACUCGAAGUCAACAAGUGUUAUGUCGGGGUCGCCCCAAUCUACGUUGUGCGGCUGUAAGCAGACGACGAGCAGUCGGAGUACUAAUUGUCUUUCACCGGCGCCGCCGGUGACUCACACCGAAACCGCCUGGGAUCUUCUGUACGCAGCUGCUGGUGAAGUUGCGAGGCUCAGGAUGGUGGAUUCUAACAGAAAUCACAUAGCUCCACAAGCACCUCGAAGAAUUCCAAGCCCUAAUUUCCAACUUCAACAAUUUCAAGCUGCUCAACAGUUGAAACAGCAGCAACAUCAACAUCAACAACAGCAGUAUCAGCAAUUUAUACCACCAACCAGGGGUAGGACGUCUGGAGGAAACAUGAAACCGGCGGCGCUGCCGUUAUCUGCUUGGCCUACUCUGCAACAAUCUCAGCAACAGCCACCACCGGGAUCGGGUAUGAGGGCUGUCUUUCUUGGAAACCCAACCACCAAACGAGAAUGUACUGGCACUGGGGUUUUCUUGCCUCGCCAAAUCGGAGCUCCGGCCGAGCCCCCAAAGAAACGAGCAGGGUGUUCCACUGUUUUACUUCCAGAGAGAGUUUUACAUGCUCUGAAUCUGAAUCUUGAAGCUCAAAACGGAUCCAAUGGCGGACGACCUUGUUAUGAUUACGAUGCAGAAAUGAGGCACCGGAGGAGCGUGUUAAUGGCGGAGCAGAGGCGGAGACAGGUUGAGAAGGAUCUGAGGCUACCGCAUGAGUGGACGUAUUGAUGGUGGAAUUAGGGGAGUAGGGGUAGAAGAGAAGAGAGAAUAAAAGGUUGAAGUAGAAAGAUGGCAACAAGGAACAAAAUCCUCUGGUUUUGGUAUGAGAUUUUUGUUUUGGGGUGGAGUGAAGAAAGAAAUAAAGGU
Messenger RNA from Lactuca virosa, 1355 nucleotides. The record is from the annotation of a GenBank genome assembly. Lineage: Eukaryota; Viridiplantae; Streptophyta; Magnoliopsida; Asterales; Asteraceae.